Stegastes partitus (bicolor damselfish) is the source of this 878-nucleotide messenger RNA. Its product is annotated as dual specificity protein phosphatase 14. Gene Ontology annotation, biological process: protein dephosphorylation. The transcript has 3 exons. Gene Ontology annotation, cellular component: cytoplasm. The record is from RefSeq and is a predicted model, not a curated record. The coding region runs from base 99 to 629 and encodes 176 amino acids. NCBI's taxonomy places the organism in Eukaryota, Metazoa, Chordata, Actinopteri, Pomacentridae.
GCAGCGUGUGAGGCUUUUAUUGUGCAGCGUGCGGACGGAUGUUUUGGUGUUUCAUAAGCUUCAGUCUGAAACGUUUCUGAAUCCGAAUCAAACAGGUGAUGCGGGUCUCUCAGGUGUCUGCAGGUCUCUUCCUGUCCGACCUGGACUCGGCUCUGAAGCUCAGCGUGCUGAGCAGCAGAAACGUGUCUCUGGUCGUUAACGCCAGCGGUCUGGAGGACUCGGUCUCAUAUCCGGAGCUGGAAGGUCUCCAGGUCCUUCAUGUCCCCGUCCAGGACCAGCCUCACGCCCCCCUCAGCCAGUACUUCGACCUGGUGGCCGAAGGGAUCCACCAGAACCGGACUGGGUCGACUCUGGUCCACUGCACUGCCGGCAGGAGUCGGUCUCCAGCUCUGGUCCUGGCCUACCUGAUGAGGUUUGAGGGCCUCAACCUGCGUCGGGCUCAUGAGCUGGUUCUGGAGCAGCGACCGUUCAUCCGACCCAACGCCGGCUUCUGGAGGCAGCUGAUGGACUACGAGAGGAGUCUGUUCGGCUGCAGCUCGGUGAGGAUGUCGAGGACGUCUGGAGGAGUUCUACCCGAAGCUCUGCAGGAAUCGGACGACGCCGCUGCUGCGUACUGCCUCAACAUCUGACACACAUCUGACUCACAUCUGGCUCAAGGUCGGACCAGACGUAAAGAAGGACAGUAUGAGGCUUUACCUGGACAGUGAUCACGGUACUGAACAGCGAGCAGCAACGUCUUCGUGGUUUUACUCAGCUUGACUCCAUCGUUGUGUCUAACGUUUUAUUUAUAAUUAAAAAAACAUUUAUUUAUUUAGGAACAAAAACUGAAGCUUCUUUGGAUCACAGAUCAAAACUAUUAAAGGUUUUCGACUGUUGAA